UUUCUAGGAGACAGCAUGCGCGAAGAGGAAUUUCAUCUGAAAUUUUUCAUGUGUGUGAUUCGGUCUCACCAGGUAGUCAGGACUCCUCAAAGCACAGCUGCGGAAGCUUCGACUUCCAACAGGCUCAUACCAAGGCCACCACCCAAGACAGAUGCCUCCCAGAGUCUAUACACUGAUGGUGACCCAGGCACCGAGGAAGGCAUACCUCAUCUUCAAACUGAGUGGAUCAUGACCCAUGAAGAGCACCAUGCAGCCAAAACCCUGGGGGUCGGCAAGGCCAUCGCUGUGCUCACCUCCGGCGGAGAUGCCCAAGGUAUGAAUGCUGCCGUCCGGGCUGUGGUUCGAGUUGGCAUCUUCACUGGUGCCCGGGUCUUCUUCGUCCAUGAGGGCUACCAGGGCCUGGUGGAUGGCGGGGACCACAUCCGGGAGGCCACGUGGGAGAGCGUCUCCAUGAUGCUGCAGCUGGGAGGCACCGUGAUUGGAAGCGCUCGGUGCAAGGACUUCCGGGAGCGAGAGGGACGUCUCCGAGCCGCCCACAACCUGGUGAAGCGUGGGAUCACCAAUCUGUGUGUGAUAGGCGGUGAUGGCAGCCUCACCGGGGCUGACACCUUCCGUUCUGAGUGGAGCGACCUGUUGAGUGACCUCCAGAAAGCGGGUAAGAUCACAGCCGAGGAGGCCACGAGGUCCAGCUACCUGAACAUCGUGGGCCUGGUUGGCUCCAUUGACAAUGACUUCUGUGGUACGGAUAUGACCAUCGGCACCGACUCUGCCCUGCACCGGAUCAUAGAGAUUGUGGACGCCAUCACCACCACUGCCCAGAGCCACCAGAGGACAUUUGUGUUAGAAGUGAUGGGCCGCCACUGUGGGUACCUGGCCCUGGUCACCUCUCUGUCCUGCGGUGCUGACUGGGUCUUCAUUCCUGAGUGUCCUCCGGAUGACGACUGGGAGGAUCACCUGUGUCGCCGGCUCAGUGAGACACGGACCCGUGGCUCUCGCCUCAACAUCAUCAUUGUGGCUGAGGGUGCGAUCGACAAGAAUGGGAAACCGAUCACCUCAGAAGGCGUCAAGGAUCUGGUGGUGAAGCGUCUGGGCUAUGACACGCGGGUCACCGUCCUGGGGCAUGUGCAGCGAGGUGGAACCCCCUCAGCCUUCGACAGGAUCCUGGGCAGCAGGAUGGGCGUGGAAGCAGUGAUGGCGCUGUUGGAGGGGACCCCGGACACCCCGGCCUGUGUGGUGAGCCUGUCUGGUAACCAGGCCGUGCGCCUGCCGCUCAUGGAAUGUGUCCAGGUGACCAAAGACGUGACCAAGGCCAUGGAAGAGAAGAGAUUUGAUGAAGCCAUGAAGCUGAGAGGCCGGAGCUUCAUGAACAACUGGGAGGUGUACAAGCUUCUGGCUCACAUCAGACCCCCAGUCCUCAAGAGUGGCUCAUACACCGUGGCUGUGAUGAACGUGGGUGCCCCGGCGGCAGGCAUGAAUGCAGCUGUUCGCUCCACUGUGAGGAUCGGCCUGAUCCAGGGCAACCGGGUGCUGGUGGUGCACGAUGGCUUCGAGGGCCUGGCCAAGGGCCAGAUUGAGGAAGCUGGCUGGAGCUAUGUAGGUGGCUGGACCGGGCAAGGGUGGCUCCAAACUGGGCACUAAAAGGACUCUACCAAAAAGAGCUUCGAACAGAUCAGUGCCAACAUAACCAAGUUUAACAUCCAGGGCCUGGUCAUCAUUGGGGCUUUGAGGUGAGUGUCAUCCCGCUUACACUGGGGCCUGGAGCUGAUGGAGGGCAGGAAGCAGUUUGAUGAGCUCUGCAUCCCUUUCGUGGUCAUCCCUGCCACGGUCUCCAACAACGUUCCCGGCUCAGACUUCAGUGUCGGGGCCGACACGGCACUCAACACCAUCUGCACGACGUGUGACCGUAUCAAGCAGUCCGCAGCGGGCACCAAACGCCGGGUGUUCAUCAUCGAGACCAUGGGCGGCUACUGCGGCUACCUGGCCACCAUGGCAGGACUGGCAGCCGGGGCCGACGCUGCCUACAUUUUUGAGGAGCCCUUCACCAUCCGAGACCUGCAGGUGAAUGUUGAACAUCUGGUGCAAAAGAUGAAGACAACUGUGAAAAGAGGCUUGGUGCUGAGGAAUGAGAAGUGUAAUGAGAAUUACACCACGGACUUCAUCUUCAACCUGUACUCUGAGGAGGGGAAGGGCAUCUUCGACAGCAGGAAGAACGUGCUUGGCCACAUGCAGCAGGGUGGGAGCCCCACUCCCUUUGACAGGAACUUUGCUACUAAGAUGGGAGCCAAGGCCAUGAACUGGAUGGCUGGGAAGAUCAAAGAGAGUUACCGCAACGGGCGGAUCUUCGCCAACACCCCCGACUCCGGCUGUGUUCUGGGGAUGCGUAAGAGGGCUCUGGUCUUCCAGCCAGUGACUGAGCUGCAGAAUCAGACGGACUUUGAGCACCGAAUCCCCAAGGAACAGUGGUGGCUGAAGCUGAGGCCCAUCCUCAAAAUCCUAGCCAAGUAUGAGAUUGACUUGGACACCUCCGAGCAUGCACAUCUGGAGCACAUCUCUCGGAAGCGGUCUGGGGAAGCCACCGUCUAACCCUCAGAGCGAGGGACAGGCUGUCUGAUCACAUCAAAGAUGCACGCCGUCUCCGUGUCGUAGCUCUUUAGUCAUUAGGGUCCCUUUACUUCUGCACCCAAGGCCGUGACCAUCUCUGGCCGGGAACUGGGAGCAGCAGUAGGUGGAAGCUCCUGUAGGUAGACUCGGUCAUGACCCGCACCCCAGCCUGGUCUGUUACACAGGCAGGGUCCUGUAGGGCUCCUGCUGGACCGCACAGGUAGAAUUCCCCUUAACAUGCGCUUUAUUUAUUUCUUUGUGUUAACAAAGAGUGUUGGCUCCUCCACAACUCCUGCUGCAGUGACGCACUCUGACUACACAAAUAAACGCCACCUGGCCACUGUG
This is a messenger RNA of Lepus europaeus (European hare), 2946 nucleotides long. RefSeq names its product phosphofructokinase, muscle (gene PFKM). Gene Ontology annotation, cellular component: cytoplasm; membrane; 6-phosphofructokinase complex. The record is from RefSeq and is a predicted model, not a curated record. The transcript has 24 exons. Gene Ontology annotation, molecular function: AMP binding; 6-phosphofructokinase activity; fructose-6-phosphate binding. Gene Ontology annotation, biological process: fructose 1,6-bisphosphate metabolic process; canonical glycolysis; fructose 6-phosphate metabolic process. Lineage: Eukaryota; Metazoa; Chordata; Mammalia; Lagomorpha; Leporidae.